Xyrichtys novacula (pearly razorfish) is the source of this 40169-nucleotide messenger RNA. NCBI's taxonomy places the organism in Eukaryota, Metazoa, Chordata, Actinopteri, Labriformes, Labridae. The record is from the annotation of a GenBank genome assembly.
GCCCAGUUUGCUGCUGCUGCUGCUGGCUUCCUGCUGAGUCUCCACUCUCUGUCGUUUGUAGCGGUACACGCUGCCACUCCAGCUCACCACUGAUUCCACAAGUUCCAGAGCCGGGGAAACCUCGACAUUUCGGGUACGUACUCCAUCCACUUCACGUCCGUACGCCACGUGUGCCUCGUACCCGUUGCACAGUGGCACGAAUUAGUGGUUUCAACAGCGUUUGGCGGUGUGACAGGCGACUUAACGAGUGACAUCGUGUAGGAAGAGAUGCGCCAAGAGGUGGGAGGGAAAGCUGAGCACAACUGUAGUCUUGGUCGAAUAUGCUGUGCGCAGAUUUCGGGACCUAGUUAGACUUCGUUUGUAUCUUUUUUACCCACUCCCCUACUGCCAAAGGUAGGGUAUGUUGCAACCAGUCCCCACUGCACCCCAAGCCACCAGUUCCUGUUCCUCCAAAAAGGUUUUUCACUGCCACCCACCCGUGUUUUAACGCAAUGAAAUGAGAAAUGCAGUGUGCCGAAGCAGCAUAGGAGGCUUUUUACAUUUAAGACAAGCGCUAGCGGGACAACAUCACUUCCAAUUUAUUCCCAGGCUCUGCAGUAGUCACACCAAAAGCUGUCAAUCCCACUAGUCCGUGUGGUUUUAAACGUCGCCCGCUGUGCAAAUGGACGGUGAGUGGUGAGUGGUAAUGGAAUAAGACAGCUGUGUGUAGUGGGCCAACUAUCAUGGGGUCUCCUCGUUGGUUGUUGGUGUUAAAAGUGCUGUUUCACUUUUCUUUUUACCUCAUGCAUAGAUAGAAAUGCAGAGGUUUUAGCGUGUUUUUUGUUGAAGAUUCUACAAUGAAAACACAAAAACAUGCUGCCACUUAAAACUAAGAAGGUCAUUUGAGUAGGUUACAGUCAGACAGGCAGCUUUUAAGAUGACCUGUAGUACUGUAUGAGGUCCCAUGACAUUCCUCGUGUCUUGCCAAACUCUUGUGGGGAUUUAACUUGUAAUACAAACCCACACAAAACACGUGGGAAGUGGACUGUCUCCACAUCACUGUAAGCAGGAAGUUGGUACCUUUUGCUCCAAUUUUAAACAGUUUUUCUUUGUGUUUUGGAUAAAUGUGAUUUAGACUUUUGUGCUCCCAAUAAAAUUGUCAUGAGCUCUAGCAUGUUUGUGGUUGUCAGAAACUCAGUUUAACCUCAGUGCUACGGGUUCCACAUUUAAGCUUUCUAAUAUGUCUGCUCAAUUAUUCAGAGUGACGAUGUGGCGUCAUGGAUCAACUUGCUGCCUGACCGUCUGACUUUACAGUAGCUCUUUCACAGAGCUCAGUCAUAGGGCAACGCCAGUUUUUGGCUGAGCCCAGGCCUAAGAUGAAAGAGCCCUCUGUUGUUGACAGACGAGUUUUAGUGAUCUUACUCCUUGGUUCAGCUUUAUAUCUUUAUAGAGAAAAGCUCUGAGUUCUGCAGAAGGAGAGCAGCUCUUACCAGUAAUCUUAUGUCCCAGGUCUGCUUAGUUAACUCUGACAUGCAGUGACAUAAACAGGACAUAAUUCAGGACAAGAUUCCCUUUUUAUAUCUCUUAUCAUGCUGGUUUCCAGCAGGUUCAAUGGCAGCUGUGGGAAACAUGUCUCUGUAUUGAUGUCCAGAUCUAUAGCCUCGCCAUGUAGGCAUUGGAGAACUUUUUGUUGUGAUGGAAUUUAACACCUUUUUUUGAGAGGUACUGUCACACACUGACACAAAAUAUGUAAGAGACCUUUGAGAUGUAAGAUACUGCUCACACAAGCAGACCACAUGUCAGAGAAGGAUCUUCACUGGGAGGGCACUAAUACAGCUGGAAAAGUAUCUAUCAUUGAGCUCAGUGCUUAUUUAACCCUACUGACUCAGUAUUCUCCCAAGCCAAUUGUAUUUUUAGAAUGAUCGGUGUACAUGAGCCACAAUUGGGUAGCACACACAGUGAAGACUUGCUGUCACAUAUUUGCAAAGCGGUGCGUUAAUUUCAGGGUUGUGCAGGCUCGAACACACCCUGGCUUUACAAACUGUAGUUGACAGGUAUAAUACUCGCAUGGCUGAAUGCUUGCGCAACUGGUGGCCUCCAACAUAAAAACAAAUAAGACGUCAAUGGUUGACCGUUGUUGAUAUAAAAAGCUAUAAAAAUUAGCUUAGUGAAACUGGUGCCUUAAAAAUUUUCCCUUUUGAUAAACAUUGUAAAUAAAACCAUCUCUGAUGAUUUCAUAUAUGAAUGGUUUUGAAAAGCAGAUCAGCGUUGAAUGCAUAACUUGAGCCCCUUCUCCACAUCCUGUUGAAUCUACUGCCAGUAAAUUUUGUAGUAGUAGCCAUGUGCACAAACUUCAAAGCAGCUUUCUAUGUUUUGUCCAUAGACUAUAUAGAAUGGACACCAUCUGCCUCCUUGCUGUGUGAAGCCACCAUGAGAAAAGCACGGUGACAGGCUGCAGUAUAGGUCAUAAAGCCCGCCUCCUCCAGCAACCCCAAUGGAGCUGUGGACAAACUUUAAAAAUUAAUUACACAGAAUAUAAAAUUUUCUCCCCCCUGCUUAUGAUGUUGACAUGUAGUUAUUGUAAGACUGGUUUGUGCUUAAAACCUCUUUUUUCUGUUCAGCUCAAUUUUUAAAGGUUAUUAGGGGGUUCAUGUUUUCUAUAAUUGACACUUGAUACAGCCUGUCAGUGUAUGAAGAUUGUGUAGCUCACCCGGGGGAUACGAUGUUUGAGCUGAGCGUCAUCAUGGCAACUAGUGUACAACGCUACUACUCAAGUGGUGGUUCCAGGAAGUGGAGAAAAUCCUGAAAAUACCAAGAGCAAUUCAGCUUCAAAUUCGUAUAAUGACAGAAGACAGGGCCAAGUUGUCCAUUGUAUAUACAGUCUAUGGUUUUGCAAGUGUCGUCUUGUCAUGAUUGACGCAGACCUUACCUGAAUCCCUAAAUGAGCAGAUUCAGAGUUUAGAGGAAUAGUCCCAUGUUUUAAAAUAAAGUUUUUUAAAGUUGGUACGUGUUUUAUAAAUGGAGAUUUCUGGCCCCUUUGUUGUAAAACUUGGCAGAUAAAUAUAAGUUUGGGGUCAAUUUUUUAGGUGCAUUCUGUGGCUUUUUUUCCCUUUACUUGAUAGGACAGCGUGAUGACAGACAGGAAUUAGGAGCAUAGAGAGUAGGGGAUGGUUUGCAGCAAAGGGUUGGGGUUGAAAGUAAAACCUGAGACCACUGCAUCAAGGGCUUUUGUCUCUGUAAAUGGUGCACUUGCUGAAACAGCUGGAGCAACUGGUGCCCUAAAUGGGGUCAAAUUUACAAUUUUGUUUAGCCUGUUUUAAUACCUCCCAAACACUAAUGUCAGAUGUCAGUGUAUGUAUGUGUGUGAGUAUGUGCUCUUGCGGACCAAAAUCCACUUUUUAGGCAAUGUUUCGUGGACACAACACAGGUUCCUCCACCUGCAACACACCAGUCAGCUGCAGUCCAGCUGAACUUUACCUCAGUGUCAGUUGGCAGAGUUUAGAGCUGAAACGAUUCCUGGAGUACCUCAGUUACAAAAAAAUGAGGGGAAUUUUCUCUGCCUCAAGUACUCGUUUAUAAACUCAAAUCAUCACUGUUUUGCAGGGAUUAUUUUCAGGGUGACACAACGUGCUUACGUCAUCACGGUAGAGGAAGGAGUAAGUGCAGUUUUGGUUGUGCGAAGCGGAAAAUUUGAAUGAUAAGAGGGGCUUUUCUUCUGCAGAGCUCCAGUAGAUCAUUAGCAUUUCGCGUCUGAGUCGUGGGCGGAGACAACACUGCUCUGUACACUCCUCUUCAUGCUAGUGUGAAGCCUAACAUAACAAAGGAGCUAUUUCAUGCCCCUAAUGUCUUUAGGGGCAUGAUGAAAGCUGAUAUCAUGAUUUGCUUUCUUACGAGCAUUGCAAUCCACUAACGCACACACUUGUUCCGGGAUUAAUAAAAGAAAAAGUUUUAUCUGACUAGUCGAUUAAUUGAUGGAAUAUUUGGCUGAAUACUCAAUUACUAAAACAUUCAAUAGCUGCAGGCCUAGUAGAGAUGCAGUAAUAGUGAAAAUCAGGGAGCGAUACAGAUCAGUUCGGCUAAUACCAAAUAGCCAUUACUAAUGAUCUUUGUAUUACUUCUUUAUCACUUGUUGUGUCUGGUUUUUAAAGAAGCUAUAUGAUUUGAUGUAUGUAAAUAGUUGGUUGCCCUGCUUGUCCUUCUCAAAACGUCUGAGGAACACGUCAUAGAAACUGUACUGUGCUGAUCUUUCUCAGAGAUCCAGUAGUCGUAGUCCAGCAGGAGACUUCCUCUGCCCAAUAUAAAAAUGUCUCUGAAUCUGCAGUGAGUUGCAGGGAACUGAGAAAUUACGUCCAAGACAAAUAUCCAUUCUGCUUUUCAGUUUUUUUUUCUGAUUAAGCUUCUUAAAAUUGUACCAAGCCCAAAAAGAGUCAGUAAGUCUGUAAGUCAGGGAACUCUAGCUCGAGAGAUGCAGACUGCAGUGGUGUGUAAGCUGCUGGUAUCCUCUGAUUCAGGAAUAAAAGGUCCUGAACUAGUGCCGAUACUAAGUCCUACCUGUGACAUUAAGUGGGACCUGGAUUUGUCUCGAUGGGCUCAGUUUAUACACCUGCAGCACUGGAUAGCUUGGAGUCUUAGUUUUACCUUUAAGUCCCCCGUGCUGCAUCAGUGGCUGGUUUCUCAACUAAGAGGCUGAGCUGACCAGCAUGUGGGUGAUAUACCCACUAUUUACAUAUCUCAUACCUGAGCCCCUUUUCAACACCAAACUAUCUCUUUAAAUCAGCUAUCACAUGGGUGGUUUUUACUCAUACAGCUUUCAUAUAUCAUGUUAUAUGUGCAACAGUUUUCCGUCUCUUAUAAUAAUUUCUAGAAAAUAUCCUCACUAUUACUCUGGCCUCAUAAAUAGCCAAAUGAGGAUCUGAGUCAGUGUGAAGUCUGAUGAUGAAAUUCUCACUCAGCAGUGUGCAGACUCCAAGCUUACGCAGAGUUGUUAGAUCCUCUCAAAGUGUGGCUGAAAAAGAAAAAAGUAGAAGGGGUGUGUGUGUGUGUGUGUGUGUGUGUGUGUGUGUGUGUGUGUGUGUGUGUGUGUGUGUGUGUGUGUGUGUGUGUGUGUGUGUGUGUGUGUGUGUGUGUGUGUGUGUGUGUGUGUGUGUGUGUGUGUACUAUGCACUAUGCAAGACUAGCAUUAGCCAACAUCCGAGCUGGUGAAACAAGUCAAAGACAGUUCAGUGGUCUGAGGAAACCAAAAUGAUCAUUUUGAUUCUUACACUUAAAGCUCUAUCUGAGAACUGCGACUCACAUAAUUGUAGAGACCUAUAAACACAGAGCUUCAUUGCAGCUUGUUGAUUGAAGCCGAGGAGCCACUCAUAUCGUUCAAAUCAUGGCUAAUCUGCCUCAUAAAAUCAGCAUUUUUGUCAGGAUGGACAUUUCUGCCAGCUGUUAUAUUACAAAACCCAAUUCCAUUGGGUUCCAUCAGGAAAUUGUGAUAAACGUAAAUAAAAACAGAAUGAAUGAUUUGCAAAUCCUUUUCAACCUAUAUUCAAUUGAAUACACUACAAAGACAAGAUAUUUAAUGUUCAAACUGAUCAACUUUUUUUUUUAAUAAUAAUAAUUAACUCAGAAUUUCAUGGCUGCAACACGUGACAAAGUAGUUGGGACAGUACUUGAUGUACAGCUUCAGUUGUUCAACAGUCCGGGGUCUCCGUUGUUGUAUUUUACGCUUCAUAAUGCGCCACACAUUUUCAAUGGGAGACAGGUCUGGACUGCAGGCAGGCCAUUCGAGUACCCACACUCUUUUACUACGAAGCCACGCUGUUGUAACACGUGCAGAAUGUGGCUUUGCAUUGUCUCGCUGAAAUAAGCAGGGGCGUCCAUGAAAAAGACGUCGCUUGGAUGGCAGCAUAUGUUGCUCCAAAACCUGUAUGUACCUUUCAGCAUUAAUGUUGCCCUCACAGAUGUGUAAGUUACCCAUGCCUUGGGCACUAAUACACCCCCAUGCCAUCACAGAUGCUGGCUUUGGAACUUUGCGUCGAUAACAGGCCAGAUGGUUCUUUUUCUCUUUUGCCAGGAGGACACGACGUCCACUAUUUCCUAAAACAAUUUGAAAUGUGGACUUGUCAGACCACAGAACACUUUUCCACUUUGCAUCAGUCCAUCUUAGAUGAGCUCGGGCCCAGAGAAGCCGGCGGCAUUUCUGAAUGUUGUUGAUAAAUGGCUUUCGCUUUGCAUAGUAGAGUUUUAACUUGUACUUACAGAUGUAGCGACGAACUGUAUUUACUGACAGUGGUUUUCUGAAGUGUUCCUGAGCCCAUGUGGUGAUAUCCUUUACACAUUGAUGUCGGUUUUUGAUACAGUGCUGCCUGAGGGAUCGAAGGUCAUGGGCAUUCAAUGUAUAUACUCUCUCUCUCUCUCUCUCUCUCUCUCUCUCUCUCUCUCUCUAUAAAUAUAUAUUUAUAUAUAUAUAUAUAUAUAUAUGUGUGUGUGUGUGUGUGUGUGUGUGUGUGUGUGUGUGUAUAAAUACUCUUUCUGUAUGAUUUGUCAUCUACAAAUAAGUCCUUUAUGCAUAUCAUCAUUGGAUAGGGGAAAAUAAAAACACAGAGGCAUUAAAUAUUCAGCAAAAGUCAGCUUUACUCUUUAUUUUCAAAAUGUUUUUAUUUGCUGCAUCAGUCUGGCAUCCUUUGAGAAGGAAAUUGUCGGCAGGCCGUGAGACUACAGUGAACUGAACAAUGGACGAUUCCUAAACAAUGAAUCAUAAGGAAAUACAAGGGUGUUUUCACAGUCAGGUAUUUAAUCUGCUCAUUGGAAAAGCAUUGAUUUAAUAGUCCAAAGAUAAUGUGUUCACACAGUUGGAAGUUUUUUCUACUACCUGUCCUUCCUGCAGGCAGCAGCUGCUUCAGAUGUGGAGCUGAUACAUGAAGUGAAAACUUCCCGGAGAUGUUGUCUUUCUGAUAACAUCCUCGUACCGUCAUGUGCUCUGAAUUUGUCAAAUUUUCAGCCGUGGGAUGUAGACUCCACUCCUCUUUUAUAAAAACAACCAUGAAAACACUGGAUUCACUUUGAAUUGAUAAUAACCAUCAUUAUGUUGCUGCUUUGGAAUUUCCGUUUGAAGGAUUCAAGAACCCACUUACCCAUACAAACCCCUAUGAACCUUAUGAACCAUACAUUCCUUAUCAUUAAUAUUUCUAACUUAAUACAUUGUCUGUGAGGAGUCCACUGCUGACACUGUCCAUUUGAGCCUCCUGCUGUAGCAGCUUUCUGAUGUUUGCUGUUGAUAACAACAAUAAAGUUGUUCAAGUCUGAGUCAGAGGUUGGGUUGCUGAAGAACUUCUCUUUUGUUCUCUCUUCUUCUGUCUGACUAUUAUACAUAUUCACAGUCACCUUUGUCAGAGUGCAGCUUUACUGCAGUCCCUGUUUUGGGGUCUGACAGGAUUGCAGCUGGAGCAGGCCACUUGGCAUCAGGAUGUAAUGCAGCAAAAUGUAUAUCUGCAGCUGAAGACUAACCCUUAGAGGGUGUCUACAUGUAGCAAAGGCUAAGUUCACAGCAGAACGUAAGACUGUAUGUAGAAGAACAAAGAUAAAUGUGAUUGAUUACAAAAUAAUUUCAUACUUUGAACCCCUUGACUAAAUUAAGGUUGUUGAAUUUUGGAGCUUAUGGCUUUCUGUUUUUUAAAGUUUUCUCAUGGCAGAGUUUCCAUAAUCUCGUCAAAGUUUUGCAGUCUUCGGUGUAAAUCAUUUUAGUUUUUCGAGCUUGAUGCUCUGCUGCUCUUAAUCUUUAGUAAGUCUAAUUUUCUUAGAUGCCUUUAGUUAGCCACACCACCCACUGCACCAGCUGAAAUGUCGGCAUGUUCAGAGUUACUGUGCCAAGCUGAAAAACUGGUUUAACGGUAACUGCAGGAGCACUGCAGCAGCUGAAGCUCAUGCAAGUAAAACAAUAGAAACACCAUGAACACCAGUGAGCCUGCCAAGUGUUCAGCUAGGUUGAAUGAGAUUAAGUCGUGGUUUUAACCCUGUCAUAACCUUUUACACAGCCUAUUUACCGUGUCACUGGAAUAUUGAAUUUCCCUUCGGGGAUUAAUAAAGUUCUUCUUAUCUGAUUUUAUCCCACAUGGCUGUAAGUUUAGCAGUUCAAAUUUACUCUAAAUAUUUGAAAUGUUCAGAUGUCUUUUUGAAAUGCUGUCAACAGUUGACAUGAACUCUCAGCUUCUGUCAUUUAGACAAAUGAGUCAAGAGUCUCCUUCACAAAACAAAGUGAUUUAUGGUCGCAAAGAAUGUUUUUAGUUCAGUGUUGCUGCUCUGUCAUUUUGAUAUAUCUGUACAGUGCACCUCGUAAAAGUGGAACUCAAUAGAUGUCUUUCAGAAUUAAGUGGAACAGUGUUUUGCACAAUGUUCCGUUUGAGGAUGAGUUUAUUUUCAACUAUACUUUUGCAGGUUUUUAUCUCCUCUGGUAAUGACAGGUUUGUUGCAAUUAUUAGCAAAUAGCUUUAUAUAACUAGGGCUGCAGCUAUCGAAUGUUUAAGAAAUAGAGUAUUCUACCGAAUAUUCCAUCGAUGAAUCUAGUAAUCAGAUAAAACUUUUUUUUUUGUUAAAGUGCAAUUAUUAAUAUACAAGAAAAAAUAAGACAUUUAACUUAAUAAUGAACAAUAAAUUUUUUUUCCUUCUUAAGAAACAAGGAACGCGGUACAGGUGUGUGCGUUAGCAGAUUGCAAUGCUCGUAAAAAAGCUAAUCAUGAUAUUAGCUUUCAUCUCGUCCCCAAAGACAUUCGAGUUCGAGAGCUGAAUAGCUCCUAUGUUACCUCUACCUCUACAACACCGGCAAUGUUAGCCUACAAGCUAGCAUGGAGAGGAGUGUGCAGAGCAGCACUGUCUCGGUCCAAGACUCAGAGCCAAAUGCUAAUGAGCUACUGGAGCUCUGAGGAGAAAAGCUUCUCUCACCAUUCAUUUUUACCGCUCCGCAAAACUAAAACUGCGCUUACUCCUCCUUCUACCAUGAAAGAGAAUAAGCACGUUGUGCCAACUUGAAAAUAAUCUGUGCAAAGCGGUGACGAUUUGAGUUUUAAGUACUCGAGGCAGAGAAAAUUCCUCAAUCGUUUUUUGUAAUUGAGGUACUCGAGGAAUCUUUUCAGCCCUAUAUAUAGCAUCUGUAAUCUUAUUAUGACAGCUGGACUGAACCCUUGAAUUCACUGGAACUGCAGUGAUAAACCCUGUUGUUUCAGUAAAUAUGUUUUCAAUCUAUUCUGAAGAAGGCAGCUAAGGGUUUCCCCCCGACAGUCAGGUUAAUUCUUGUCAGAAUGAACCAUCUCAGUUAAUGAUUAGAUUUGUUAUCACAUGAAAGACCUGUUAUCAGCGCCUCACUGUCAUUCUACUCUUAAACCAACAUAAUCUGAGCGAUACGGCCAAAUUCAGUAGCCCAUAAAGUCAACACACUGUACUGAUAUGAACUUGGUGUGUUUUUUUUAAUAUUUUGUGUUAGCUGCAGAUUCUGGACUAUAUAAAGUUUUGAAUUAUUUAUGUUGUAAAGACAUUAAAUGUACAAGAAUACUUUUCAUCCUACGUACCAUUCAAACAUUGAUGUAGCUUUUCAAAAUAAAAUAUUUCAUUUUCUUUUAAAACACUAACUUUUGGCAGAAGGCAGUGGACAAACACAAGACUUGAAGAGUAUAUAUCUGCAGCAUUUCUCGGCACAAGUAUUACAGUUUCAGUCUGUUAAGUCUGCGUGUAUGCAGUUAACCUCCUAUGUUAUGUUAAACUGCAGAGUGUAAAUUGUCAACACAGUUCACUGUCAAAUCUUCACUUUCCUCCAAAUUUAUGUAAGCUACAUAAUGGUAGUUUAAAAUUAGCUCUAACUUGAAAGGUUGGACAUUUGUCACUUAGCCUUCUCUGUGUGUUCUGGUACGGUGAAGCUGAUUGUGGCUCAUCAUCCGUAACAAUAACUCAACACAAGACAGGUUUGACAACACAGUGAAAUAUGGUCAGGUCCUGACUGACUUCCUUCCUUCCUUCUCUCCCCCCUUCCUUCUUCCUUUCUCCCCUUUGAAAACACCUCAUGGAGCCAGAGAUGACAUUUGUCGUAUAGUUUGAAUAGUUAUAAUUCCCACUUUUGUUCUUUUUUCCCUUCUGUCCCAGCAGGUGGAGCAGUGUUGAGGAGCUCAUUGAGCAGGACUGCAGACAUCAUGGUGAACAUCCCAGAAUACUAUGCAGGGAAAAAUGUGCUGAUUACUGGAGCAACAGGCUUCAUGGGCAAGGUGCGGUUCUGUUUAAAUAACCAAGAGAUGACUGAAAUCAACAGUGGGAGUGACUAAGUUAGCGCUGACUGUAAACCUGUUUUGACAUCCUGCCAGUGGACUCUGAAAACUAACAACAACACAUGUGACAGAUACAAGGAAACAGGUGACAGUCUGUUCAGUUUGGCACUAUAGAGUUCCCAUGUUUAUGCCAACGGAGUCAGUUUCAUUUAUUACACAUCAGUAGGUAGCUCUUAGGUCUGUUCACUGUCAAAUGAGGCUAGAAAAAUGGACAGUACUUACCAGCCCCCGAUAAUUCAACAAUUAGUUUAGUGUUUUUGAAUGAAUGAACUUCAGACACCAAAAAGAAUACUUUUUUUCACUCUAACCUGGCAUCAGGGUGCUGUAGAGAGAGAGAGGCAAUUUUAAUUUACAAAAAGGGGGAACUUUGAAAACCAGAUGAUGAUAUUCUGCACCUUCAGCAAAAACCACACAGUCUUUAGAGACAAAAAGCGUGUUUCUAACUCGUACUUCUUCAUUGUUCAAGGUGUUGCUGGAGAAGCUGCUGAGGUCCUGUCCAGAAGUCGAAGCCGUCUAUGUGAUGGUCAGAUCCAAAGCUGGUCAGAGCCCUCAGACACGCAUCACUGAAAUGAUCAACUGCAAGGUGAGAACCACUCAAAACAUUCUCCGCAUGGCUCAACCAUGUACAAAAGAAGUGAGGUGAAAUAUUCUUAAGUAGUGAAGGGAUAAAAAAAAAUUAACAUGAUGGGGUCCAAUAAAAUGCCCUUUCAUGUAGAGCCUGAAAUAAGUUGUAGGUCAAAAGUGAAGAUGGCUAAAAGAUUUUCAGAGUUCACACCUCCCUGAGCUGUUGUGGGCGAGUUUGACAAAGUUUUUAGCACUUUUUAGGCGCACAUCCAAUGUCGUAUCACAAGUAUUUAGGCCUAGGAAAAGCACAAAAGACGGAACAAGAGUACAGAGCGUGCACGUAAAAGUUGUUUUGGCCAGACAGGCGCAGCCACCAUAAAAGUCAUAUACAGAUUUAUGCACUCUCUGACCCAUUUUCAAAAAGUACUGUUUACAGUCACCUGAAAUGCUGUUUCCGUGUGGACGAAACGCUGUUAUGACAAAAAACUUAAGUGUUUACUCCUGAAUUUGUUUCCAUGUGGACGGGUUGAUACCGCCUUCUAACAGACUUUGCAAUGGGGAGUGGUUUUCUCUUCAUCCAAAACUGUGAAGCCGCACCAAUUCCACACAACUGACUUGCUCUUGCCUAGGGAUGUGUCGAUAUACAAUUUAAUCGCGAUAUGCGAUAUUAAACUGCCACGAUUAUGAAAUCAUGAGGUGCUGAGUGGCAGCAUCCCUCAGCGGUGAGCGAAGCCAAGUACUUACCAACCUAGGCUUGUAGUCUUACCCACGAUGUCAAAGCCUUGGUAGCAAAAUGUACAAACAAACCACCACAAAAGUAGUCCCAAAUCCAAAAUAAACUCUCGAAUUAAGUACAUUAAUGCCAGCCUGACAAAAACGGGAACAUUAAAAGAGAAAAUGAAAAAAUUUUACAACAAAAUGCGUGGUGACCCACAAUGCAUUGCAGCCACUCAAAACACUGUUGGAGCGUGUCCACAAUGCAUCCCAUCCACUCAUUAGCUUCUUAAAGUGGAGGAAAUAUGAUCUGAUAUUUUAAAAAACACAAGUAUUGGAUCAUGACAACAUGUCAAAUGGAGCAGCAAACUUUUGUUCUGUUUUUAUGUGUCCCAAAAAUGCACAUAUAGAGGUGUACUUGGGUACAUAAACUGUACAUUAAGCUGUCGAGGUAGAGAGCAUUAUAUUUUCGGGACAGCAAAUAUUCCGAAUCAGAGGGCUAUUGUUUUCGGCUCAUCUGAAUAGUCUGAAUGAAAUCAUUAGAGGCACACGCUUUUGAAUCCGUCCAACGGUAAGGAAAACUUGGAUUAUUCGCCUUUUUAUGUACUUUCAACUGCGCUCCCGUCAGGGGUGCAUUCAACGGCAGGGGUGCAUUCUAUGGCAUAACACCGGACCAAGAACAGUCUGAGACUGAGAAUGACAAAGGCUCGGCUGUAUCCUCCUGUUAAAAAGGUUUCGUUGGCAGUAUGGACGUUUUACGGCUUCACAAAACAGACGGAGCAGGUAAACCUGACACCAAUCUGUAGGCUAUGCCACAAGGAGGUUGCAGCGCCGUUGUCUUCAAACUUACGUGCCCACCUCAGUGAACACCAUUCAGCAUCGUUCGCCCAAAUCGAGGUAAAAACAACAUGACCGCAACAAGUUUGGUCUACUCUACUGCUUAUUAUUGACAACGUAAGUGACGUUUCUGCUAACUUUAACUCCAAAAAGCUAAUGCUCCCAAUGUCCCGUUAGCUGCCUCUUGCUCAUAUUGUUCGUGCGUGUCAUGCUGUGCAAAGAGAAGUGAUUUCGCAGUUUUUCCCAUUUUUAAUAACGUUAAAAGCAAGGCGCUAAUAUCGUGAAUCGUGAUAUUUUACCAGUAUCAUGAUAUCAAAUUUUUCCUAUCGGCACAUGCCUACUCUUGCCCUAUUUAGCCACAAAAUUAUCGUCGUCUUUUACAAACACCAUGUCUGUUUACACACUGGUGUUAGUGAGAACUUGGGAGCGCUCCUGCAGAAAGGGGGAGCCUAUGGUGGCCUGGAGGCGUGAGACAUGAUAGAGAGGAAAAUUGAUUUGACAAUUUUUAUUUUUUUAACAUUGUCAUAAUUAAAUAAUCCGAUUACAAUUUAAAAUUGAUUAAUCGUGCAGCCCUAGUGCACACAUUUAAAUAUCACAGAACUGUACCUUUACCUGGUUAUUCUUUUUUCCCUUUAGUUGUUUGAAAGGGUGCAAGAAGAGCAGCCAGACUUUGCAAAGAAGAUCAUCGCAGUGAACAGUGACUUGAUUCUUCCAGAGCUGGAUCUGAGUAAAGAGGAUCAGAGCAUCCUGGCUGAAAAGAUCAACAUCGUUUUCCACUGUGCUGCCACUAUCCGCUUCAAUGAGCCACUCAAGUAAGUGCUCUGUUGAGAACUUUCUAAGUUCAGAAUAUGUUGCUUUCUUGUCUUGAUGAUUGUGCUUCAUCAAAUGGAGGAUAAUGGGGCAAAAGAGUUUGUAGGAUAAGGACCAGUUGCGUAAAACGGCAGUGAAGGUUGGGUUGUGUAAUGAGAUAGUGUCUACAGUUGUUUGCUGUAAACAGAUGCUGACACCAGGUUGAACUACCACAACAGACAGGAAAUCCUGAACUCUUGUGUUGUGCUGAACAGACAGCUUCAAGAAAAGAACGGUAGCAUCAGUGUUUUUAUCACUUUCUACGCCAAAUAACAUAACAUUGCUGUUAUGACCACCCUAAUUCGAAAAUUGUUGGGAUGCUGUGUAAAAUCUUUAUCAAAGCAGCAUUAAACAGUGUGAAAAUAAUGCAAAGUAAAAACAUCAGGAGACUAGCAUUGUGGAUUUUGAAAUUAAAAUGUCCUAUCCCUACAUGAUAGGGGUUUUCCUGCUGCUCGAUAGUUUGGAGUCUGUUAUUUUGUUGUAUUUUGUUAGUCAUGGUGAGUCAAAUGUUUUUAAUGGUUGACAAGCCAGGACUGCAGACAGGCCAGUUUGACUCCUAAAUUCUUCCAUCAGAGCAGUGCUUUUGUUAUACACGUUGAGUGUGGCAUUGUGUUGCUAAAAUAUGCAAGGUCUUCUGCAUUGUCUGUAAGACAGCAUAUGUUGCUUCAAAACCUGAAGUGCAAUUGUCGAAGCUCAUGUCCUGAAUCCAUCUGUGACUCCAGCAGCAGCAGGCCACUCCUUGUGAAUCUCCCCCAAAGUCUUGAAUGGGUUUUGUUUCACAAUCCUCUCAAGGCUGCGGUUUUCUCUGUUGCUUGUUUACCUUUUUCUGCCACUUUUUUUCCAGGACACCUUUGCAGGUCUUCUGAGUUUAUUAUCUGGUUAGAGUGAAACACCAUGAGUCUCUGAUAUUGAACUUUCUCACAAUAAUCUUAUUUUCUGAGAUACUGAAUUUUGGGUUUUCAUUAACUGUUAGAUAUGAUUAGAAAAAUAAAAAGAAAUGAACACUUGAAAUAUAUGAAUCUAUAAAAUAAGAGUUUCACUUACUGAAAUAAAUAAACUUUUGGAUGAUACUUAACUGAAUUAAGAUGCGCCUGUAUAUUGUUCAGCAUUAAUAAUGCCUAUCUGGAUAUGUACACUACGCAUGCAAUUGGCCAUCUAUUCAUCCCUGCACUAUAUUAAAGGUUGUUUUUUCUUUACUCUGAGCUGAUCUCCCUCCUCUUAAGAGUGGAGAAUGUGAUAUCCUUGAUUUCUGGGAAGAUUGUCAACUUUUGAUUUGUCAGACCACAAAUAGUUUUCACUUUGCCUCAGUCAAUCUUAAAGGUUCCUGGAGCUAGAUGCAUGAGUUGUAUCUCUGGGUAUAUUUCUAUAUGGCAUCCUUGUUGUUUGGUACAGGUUAACUUGCAUUUGUGAAUGCAGAAACCAACUGUACUUACAAACAGUGGUCUCUGAAAGUUGUUUUUAACCCAUGGAAUGACCUUUACUCCAGAGUCUUUGGUUUUUGGCCUUGUCACUGUUGCAUGGCUACUUUUCAUUUCUUUGAAUUUUUUUGAUUAUAUUUUGUUCUCUGAAUGAUGAAAAGUCAUCAGUGGUUUCACAUGAUGGACACAGCCCAGUAGAAAGAGGUUGUAUUUUUCACACCUAGAAAAUGCUGAUCUUAAAAACUGGUGAAGUCAUUUUGCCACCUGUUGAAUUGUUUCUCUGACUUCAUACUUUUUCUCUUAUGUAAUAUUGAUGGUACAACAAAACAACACACCUGUUAAAUGAUUGGCUCUUCAUGUCGCUCAUUGAAUACUUCAUUAUCUAGUCAUGUGUAAGGCCGCAACAGGUAGGAGUUGCAUAUUAAAUCAUUUCUCUUGAGGUGUUCACUAGUUGUUGUUGUUGUUGUUGUUUUUUUUGUUUUUUUUUUACAGUUUGACCACAUUUUGGUUUUGGUUUGGAUGAGACGGAUUAAGAUGUUAUAUGUUUGUAAAGCCCUUGGAGAGCUGGUAGACUUGGGGAUAUACUUGGCUUGCUACAGUACAGGUUAAUCACAACUGGGUUUAACAUAGAGCUGUCAGGAUUAGGAAUUUCUGAAAACAAUUAUUUGUCAGACAAAUAAUUGCGAUUGAUGAAUGUAUUGUAUAUUAUGUUGAAUAAAAGAUUCCGCCAACAGCCAGUUGACUGGAUGCAUCAGCUGCUGUUGGACCGGCUGCUGAUUGUGCUGGUUUUGUCUUUUUAAAGUUCGGCAUAUUGUUGUGGAUGGUGUGUCUGGAGAUGUUGUUUCAGAUUUGUUGUAUUAGCGUUCUUGACCAGCACUUUCUUAUGGCAAAGUUUACGAAUCGUUUCUUCCUCGUUCCUUCCUUCCUUUAUCAUUCGGCUUAAAUCCGAAAUGUACCCACAGCGGUGCCUUGGUAUGUGGCUUUGGAACCAGAACUUCCUCAUCCGCCAUCCUAACCUCGAGUCGCUGCCCACCCGACCAAGGCGAACAACAUGUGGCUGCGAUGGUGCGUGUUGCAGCUGCUAGCCCAAGAUGAUGGUGUCAGACUCGGAUUCAGGGUUAUUUUAUACAACUUUGUGGAUAAAAUAAAUAGUCAACAGUGAUCGCAAAUAUGAAAAAUAAUUGCCAUUGAUGAAUAUUGUAAUAAUUGCAACUGCCCUAGUUUGACAAAAAUUUGGUUUGUAUAACGUCCACUUCUUUUGAUUUCAUUCUCCAAAAACUGUGAAAAGAGAUGUCUUUAAUCCAUCAUCACUGUUUUUUUUUACAGUUUGACCACAUUUUGGUUUUGGUUUGGAUGAGACGGAUUAAGAUGUUAUAUGUUUGUAAAGCCCUUGGAGAGCUGGUAGACUUGGGGAUAUACUUGACUUGCUACAGUACAGGUUAAUCACAACUGGGUUUAACAUAGAGCUGUCAGGAUUAGGAAUUUCUGAAGACAAUUAUUUGUCAGACAAAUAAUUGCGAUUGAUGAAUGUAUUGUAUAUUAUGUUGAAUAAAAGAUUCCGCCAACAGCCAGUUGACUGGAUGCAUCAGCUGCUGUUGGACCGGCUGCUGAUUGUGCUGGUUUUGUCUUUUUAAAGUUCGGCAUAUUGUUGUGGAUGGUGUGUCUGGAGAUGUUGUUUCAGAUUUGUUGUAUUAGCGUUCUUGACCAGCACUUUCUUAUGGCAAAGUUUACGAAUCGUUUCUUCCUCAUUCCUUCCUUCCUUUAUCAUUCGGCUUAAAUCCGAAAUGCACCCACAGCGGUGCCUUGGUAUGUGGCUUUGGAACCAGAACUUCCUCAUCCUCCAUCCUAACCUCGAGUCGCUGCCCACCCGACCAAGGCGAACAACAUGUGGCUGCGAUGGUGCGUGUUGCAGCUGCUAGCCCAAGAUGAUGGUGUCAGACUCGGAUUCAGGGUUAUUUUAUACAACUUUGUGGAUAAAAUAAAUAGUCAACAGUGAUCGCAAAUAUGAAAAAUAAUUGCCAUUGAUGAAUAUUGUAAUAAUUGCAACUGCCCUAGUUUGACAAAAAUUUGGUUUGUAUAACGUCCACUUCUUUUGAUUUCAUUCUCCAAAAACUGUGAAAAGAGAUGUCUUUAAUCCAUCAUCACUCAUUAAAUAAAAAAAAAAAAAAAAAGGACUGAUCACUGAAUGUUAAGAACUGAAGAGUCCUGCUCAAUGCUGGAUCCUUGUGGUGACCUUAUUCAGUUCAGUUCAUCGUGUCUGCUAAAUAUAUGAAUGCUUAACUGUUUCUUUUCUCUUUCCUAGAGAUGCAAUGCAGCUGAAUGUCCUGGCAACCCAAAAGAUGCUGGCUCUGGCCCACAGGAUGAAGCACCUGGAGGUGUUUAUCCAUGUGUCUACAGCCUAUGCUAACUGUGACCGAGAGCUCAUCGAGGAGAUUGUCUACCCUCCCCCGGUAGACUACCACAAGCUUAUUGAUUCUCUGGAGUAAGUAGAUCUAGACUGCUUUGUCUGUAGUGGUUGUUGAUUUGCACGGUCUUGUUGAUGUUCAUUGAUGUCUGAUAGUUGUGCUUUUGUAAACAGUUGCAUGGCAUGAAAGUUGAGGAUUGAAAAAAACAGAUUCUCUUUUUCUUCUGAUUGCUCGAUCCAUUAAAGAUCGUAUUGGAAGGUAUUAUCAUGAUUAAUGUCAGUAACAGCGAGAGCAUGUCAGCUUAGCUGUGGCUGAAGAGGAAACUGCUGCUUAGUGGCACUAAUGUUGCAGAGGCUGCCAGUCUCUUCUGCUGAGGGUCAGAUUAGUAAAGCAUUAGAAGCCACACAAGUGGAGAUUAGCGGUAUGGUUUUUAGUGUUUAAAGUGUAGUCAAGCUUCGGAUAGAACUUGGAUGAGUGCAGAGAGAAAUCAUGCCGGCUCUCACGCAAUCUUUACCUUGUGAGAAGUUCCUGCUGAAGUUCAGUCAAUCACUGCAUGGUCAUGUGUCAGACCAUUAGAUCAUACAAGGGAAUGGGAUGUUUUUACACCAGCCUGCUUCAGGCACUUUGUGUGCUAUCGACCCUGUAACUUUUCAUUUUCACACCCAUAUUAAAAGGUUGUGGUCGUGUGCAGUCUGUAAGAGCAGCAUAGCAGGAAUCUAGAGAAACAAACUCUACUCUAUUUUUUUUUUGUUUGUUUUUUUUUUCUUUUCCUGCAAGCCUCAGGUGGUUAUCAUCAAAAAGGUUGUACAGUUGUGUAGAUGUGGUCAACUGGAUGAGAUGGAAGAAAUAGUACCUGUUUCUUUUGAAUGUGUAAGCAGAAGAUAUAGAUUUACUUAACACUUGAUGUAGUUUUUUUAGAUUGCUAUGAAAAGCAAAUUUAAACAGAUAUUGAAAUAUUUAGAUUAAAACAAAGUGUAAGAUAAGAUUAAUAAAUGAUUCUGUUUCUUUCCUUUGGCAUCAUUGAGAGCCACAGCAGUAAAGCCAGGCAGCCAUCAUGCUCUGGGCAGAGAUGGCAUGAUUUCUCCUGAUUACUGCAUAAAACAGUUCAAAUCAUCACUAUUCUUGGCUGUCUUUGUGUGAUCACAUGAGUAGUUUUUAUUGCGUUCAGAUAAAUACAGUCAAUUUAACCAUAGGCAUGUCGGGGGUGUAAUAUGUAAUGACCAGGCUAAAAUUAAAAGUAAAAUAAGUCCAUGCAACGCAUACUAACGUCAUACUUCAAACUGAUACCAAAACCUAACACAAUCACAGGUACACGUGAUCCCCUCUUAACACUGUAUGUUUUUGUAAAGAAAGGCUCUUAACUGAAAAUUGUCAUGACUUAUUUUUGACAUUUGAAGUCUGGACUCUCAGAGUACAAAGGUGAACUUGAGACGGCAAAGAGAUGUUGUCUGAUGUUAUCCAAUUUUGUCUGGCUAUUUAUUACAAGUAGAUCCAAGUAUUCAAGUGGAUUCAUCGUGUUGAAGAAGAACUCUGCAAAAAUCUCCCUUUUUUGUUUAUUUCUUAAAGAAAAUUGUUUAAAGAAAAAAAAACCCAUAGAGACACCAGCUUUGCUCGUGCCUACGCAAAUAUCAUGGUACUAUAGAGGGCACUUUGGUUCAAAUGUAUGAAAUAUCUUCACCCUGACAGCUAAACGGGUUGUGGUAAAAUUUCUUCACGAUGAAGUCUACUGACUUAGAAUUUUAUCUGUUGGGCCCACAACAAGGUGGCAGACGGAUAGGUUAUUUGUUUGUUUGUAUUUUUUUAAUUUUUGUACUGUGCAGAAUUUUGAUUAAUUGUCUGAAAUGUCACAUAAUUGUAACCAUGAGGGUCUUGUCCUUCAAUCAGGUUAAAAUUCAAUCUAUAUUUCGUCAAAAUUAGGGCUGCAGCCCUUGAAUAUUUUAAUAAUCGAGUAUUGUACAGAAUAUUCCAUCAAUAAAUCGAGUAAUCGGAUAAAACAUAUUUUUUUUUAGUUAAAGUACAAUUAUCGCGGAACAAUUGCGGAACAAGCGUGUGUGUUAGCGGAUUGUAAUGCUCGUAAGAAAGCUAAUUAUGAUAUUAGCUUUAAUCUUGCCACUAAAGACAUUAGUGUUCGAGAGCUGAAUAGCUCCUAUGUAACUGCUACUUCGACUACAAUAGCAUCAUUGUCAAAUAAUCUGUGCGAAACGUUACGAUUUGAGUUUAUAAACAAGUACUCGAAAAUUCUUUAAUCAUUUUUUUGUCAUUGAGGUACUUGAGGAACUGUUUCAGCCCUAGUCAAAAUGAUACAAACAUUAACCAAUUUUUUCUGUCAUUUGUGUUCAUGGUUAAUAAACAUAUCUAACAGACAUUUUUUUUUUGUCUAGCUGGAUGGAUGAUGAGCUGGUGUCUGCUCUGACUCCAAAGCUGAUCGGGGAGCGUCCCAACACUUACACCUUCACCAAAGCCUUGGCUGAGUAUUUGGUGCAGCAGGAGGCAGGAGACCUUAACGUAGGCAUCAUCAGACCUUCCAUAGUGGGAGCCAGCUGGAAGGAGCCCUUUCCAGUGAGUGACUCAAGCUUUUGGUGUUACACUGUGUACGAUGCUGUAAAAGAACUGAGCUUAGAGAGAGAACUACUGAAUAAAAGGAUUUACUUUGCCCCAGGCUAGUUUAAAAUUUACCCUGACACAGAGAGGUGUCGAGGUAAACUGUACCAACUAAAGCCUUUCUCUGAGGUUUUCUGGGUGUGUGCCAGUAUGCUGAAUCAUGCAGAAGGAAUUUUGAAUGCAUAUAUUUACUUCCUGCACUUUACACACUCAAGAUGAAAAAAGUAUAUUAAGUGGAUCACAUAUUCCAUUUUGUGGUGACUAUGGCCCAUGGGUAUCAGGAAGAUUGAGAAACUCUUCCUGGGUCAGAUCCAAGUUUCAACGAGUAUCCUCCUGUGUGUAUUUCUCUAAAAGCCCUCGGCCUCUGCUGCCAGCACAGAGGCAUUAGUAGUAGUUGAGUGAACAUGAUGGUGGGAAUAGGAAUGUGAGGAAUGUGUAGUGAAGAAGCUUUUGCACACCUUUACUCCUACCCUGUCAAUGUUGUGAGCAGAGGAACUGUUGCUCCACUGAUUUCAGUUUAAAAGAUCUCACAUUUUUCAGACCAAAGGAUCUAAUGGGAUUUUGAUGAAAAGGGUUAUUUCUGUGUAAAAGAAAAAUCCAUUAUGUUCAUUGAGGAGAAACAACCAGUUUACUCCACCUGGAACAGAAAAUAUUAGACUUUUUGUGAUUAUUUUUCUUCUGUUUGAGUUUAUGUAAACGUUUCAUGUCUCUGUGAGUUCACUUCUCCCCUUUUCAUACUGCUUUUCACUGUCUGUUUUUUCAGGGCUGGAUUGAUAACUUCAACGGACCAAGUGGAAUAUUCAUUGCAGUGAGUAGAGAGAGAAAAGCUCAAUUUCUUAAUGGCUUUUAACUGUACUUGUUUGUUAAAACUGCAUCAGACAAGGUAUUUUCCUUUCUGAAUUUCUCUUAUGGCCGUGACGCUGGAGUAUUUUACCCACCCAGCUUGGAUUUCUUCUAAUGACAGUACAACAAAUUGCUUAAGAUGCUACACUGACUAAAUUACCCCACAAUUUCGACAUACUUUUAGGGACCCAGUGACGGCCAAACCAACCUGUUUCUUUGAAUAGUUGCUCUGUCACUGUGCUUUCACUGUGUACAGCCUGACGAUAUCCCCUUUAAUCUGCUGCUCACAUUUUGUAGCAGUCUGCAAUUUUUCAAAAAUGUUUGCUAGUCCUGGAUCUUGAAGUAGCAGGUAGGAAACUUUCAUCAUUUGCAUUUUUGGACUAUCUCCAGGCUGGUAAGGGGAUCCUUCGUACGAUGAGAGCGUCUAAUGAUGCUGUGGCUGACUUGGUACCCGUGGACGUGGUCAUCAAUGCUACACUUACAGCAGCCUGGUACUCUGGAUCACAGACACUCAGCAGGUUGGAGACACAUACAGAUGCACAUGCCUUUUUCAUGUUGUUGUCUUUUGCUCUCUAGUUAACCCUUGGCUCCUGUUAAUUUUAAGCUUCAUCAAGCCUACUUUGUCCCCAAAAUGGACAUGCAUAUAAGUGUUCAUAAAACAAUGAUUUUUUUAACCUUUUUUUUAAUUAUGAUUAUUUUUUUUUUUAACUUUUUUCGACUCGUAUCUCUUAAACAAUUUCAGCCCUGACCAUUUAAAAGAUAAUAAAUAAAAAAAUCAAUGUCACACCCUUUUUACGCAUUUUUUGUGCACCACAUCACUGUUAUUUUUAAUGGUAAAAAACACAAAAUUGCCAUAUAUUCCCAUAUAAAAUGACCUAGAUGAUUUUUUUGUUUUUGUUUUUAAUAAAAAGAGUCUGGGCCAUGUCAAUGAUGAGUAGUAAAAUCGAUUUUGGUGCAUUUAAAUUAUUUUUGUGGUGCCAAUUUCCCUAUUUUGGCUCCAUCUAGCCUACUUUGUCUCCAAAACGGACAUGCAGAAAAGUGUUCAUAAAACAAUCAUUUUUGAACAUUUCCUUACACACAUAUCCCACUCAUCCAUCCUAGACAUCCAUAUCUAAUGGCACUUAAAGUUUCAUUCAAUUCUGAUGAUGUUAAGUCGGUGAAACAGUGCUUCAAACACUCUCAGUCCAUGAACGAGGACUUUCAUGCGCGGCACCAAAGGGAUUAAAUUUAUGUGCUGGCUUAUUCUGUUGUAUCACUGUUGUUAAGUAAAAUUUAGAGCCCUGGUGAUUGAGUGACUGCACAAAAAAAGGUUGCAAUACGCUGUUAUGGUGCCAUAAACACGCGGUCAAAAAACGUGUUUUUAAUGGAAGUCUAUUAUCCGUUUUGUGGACAAAGUAGGCUGUAUGGAGCUAAAAUGCGGCAACAGAGUUCUACAUGUGACAGUUUUUUUUUUUUGUUUUUUUUUAUAUGAAGAAAAAUAAGAACUCUCACCAAAUUCGAUGCCCCAAUCUUUAAAAAUAUGACUGACAGCUCAAAAUAGAGAUGGAAAAAAAUUACAAAUGUCCACAAAACAGACAUAAUGGGAACCAAGGGUUAAUUAAUUGUGUUUAAAACUUAAAUUUCUCUUGCUGAACUCUGACCCCCUUUUUCCCUCCGUGUUACAGGCCCAAAAACCUCCUGGUUUACAACUGCACAACCGGGGGAGUCAACCCAUUUCGCUGGGGUGAAGUUGGUAUGAAAUCUUUAUUGAAACUUCACACUGCCUGCAUAAAGCCAGAGAUUGAAGAAGCUUACAUGUUAAAGCACAGCCUCUAAUGACAUAUCCUGAAAGUAACCUGAUCCGUUACCUGCCACACCUCAACCGAAAGCUUUUGUUGUGUUGUCCCAUAAAGAUCCUGGUUUUGUUCUGGAGUGAAUCCCACUUGUAAAUAGCAGCGACACAUUGUUCAGAGGUGAUUCACAGACAUUAAGCUAAAUGUUAACCCACUCACUUACACAGUACACUGCAUGUAAGACUGAUGGUCACUCUUGAUCUUCAAAACCACAUAUCAUAUCUUUCUACAGUCCUUCUGGUUUACUGCUGUAUAUGAAAAAAAAAUUAUUUUCCAGUAGUUUCUUUAGUGGCUGCAGUGAAGGCUGAAUUUUGAAAUGUUGCUUUGUCAGUGUCUGUUUGGGCUGCAAAUACGUUGAAACUUCUUGAUGUUUCCAUUUUUAAAUUACUAAUUCAUUUGCUAAGAAAGAUACUGCAGCAUGAGCAAAGUAUCCACGCUGGCAAACGGCACGUACAAAAGUGGAUUUGACCCGAUAGGUAUUUUUUUGAGCCGGAGCUUAUUUUCAUUUUUUUGAAUUGGAUUUGCCAGCAAAAUGAUUUCUUUUUUUGUGUGUGUUUUGAGUUUGAUAAACUUGAAUAUGACAGGAGAAAUAUUCUUUAACUAAAAGCUAUGGGUAAGCCGCAGUAAAGUACAGUCAAGUGCAGUCGCUCAUGUGAUGAGGUAGUUUUAAGAUUAAAGAUUAAAUCUCCCCAGUCAGGAACAAGAAAAAAGAAACCGACAAACCAUGUAUUCAACUGCUGAUUGAUGACUUUUGUUGAACAACCUUCUGUUUCUUAGAGUACCAUGUAAUAUCUACAUUCAAGAGGAACCCCCUUGAGCAGGCCUUUCGUCGGCCCAAUGUAAAUCUCACAUCCAAUCACCUUAUCAAUCAGUACUGGAUUGCUGUGAGCCACAAAGCUCCGGCCUUCCUCUAUGAUCUGUACCUCAGGCUGAUUGGACGAGAGCCCAGGUAACCUCAUCAUAACCGACUCGGAUGUGCCGUUCCCUCGCUGUUUUAACGCCAAUAUCCUCCUCGCACACACGCAUACAUGCCUGCUACCUUUUGUCCUGUAACUUAUUUUCUUUCAAAUAGAAGCUUAACAUCAUUUUUGCUAUGCUAAUGUGUUACACGAUGCUUGAACGCUGAUUUGGUCGGAGUUGAAGAAUGUAUAACCCACUGUUCCCCUCCUGCAGGAGGCUGCUGAUGGGUUCUGCAAUCUUAACAUCCUGCUAGUUGUAAAGAUGGUAUUCUCAGUUGGUUCCAAAAGCCUCAGCAUUAAGGUCAUCUCAGUCCAGCCCAUAAAUGGACUCAGAUGGGCCUCAGUCUGAAGGUACCCUUUGGAAUUAAAUCAAGGUGUUGGCCCUGUUGACAAACUUCAGCUGUCUGCCCAAGAGAGUUAAAUACUUUUAAACCACUUUGAAAACCUGUGUAUUUAAAUGUCUCUUUUAGUAAUACACAGCGACUUGCUGGCUAGCAGUGGUGAGACUCUACUUGGGGCCUGCAUCUUGCCUGUGUUAUUAUAAGAAGGAGAAAACACCCUCUUCUUCUUCUUCAUCUCGUCCUCUUUGUGUCUUCUCUGUCCUGUUAUACAUGUAUAUGUCUUCUACAGAGAACUGUAUAAAUAUGACCUUCAAGACCAAUCCCUUAGAGCAGGCCUUCAGAAGGCCCAAUGUCAAUCUGCGCUCCAACCCCUUUACUAAUCAGUACUGGACGACUGUCAGCCACACGCUCCCCGCCCUGCUCUAUGAUGGCUAUCUCAGGCUGACAGGCCACAAGCCCUGGUAAGGUUGCAACAGCCCCCUCCCCAUGCACUUUUCUCCAUGCCAGUCAGUCCUCACUUUUUACCCAAUCUCACCCAACCCCCAGCUGUGUGUGCGUGUGUGCGUGUGUGUGUGUGUGUAUGUUUUUACUGACUGGUUUCCUGAAAUCAUGGGAACACGGAAGGACAAAACUGUUUGCUGUGUCUAUGCUUGACCUCAUGGCUUCAGCUGGACUCAGUAAAGACAGUGUUAUCUACCAGAGCAUGUUUUCGGCUCUCCUCUGCUUUAACAGGUCUUUUUAUUUGAGAGAGUUUCCGUUUUGUCAAUAUGGCAUUCAUCCCUGUCAUUACCCCAACUCUCACCAAAUCAUGGUAAAAACCUGAGGCACCACGGGCUUUCUUGGCGUCCUCCUGUAUAAGGUUGUGUCCAGUUGGUAAUACCUACAGUGCAUCCGGAAAGUAUUCAUACCACUUCACUUUUUCCACAUUUUGUUAUGUUACAGCCUUAUUCCAAAAUGGAUUAAAUUCCCUUUUUCCCUCAAAAAUUCUACACAAAAUACCCCAUAAUGAUAAAGCAAAAAACUUUUUUUAGAACAUUUUGCAAAUUUAUUAAAAAUAAGAAAACUCAAAUGUUGCAUAUACACAAGUAUUCACACCCUUUACUCAAUACUUGGUCGAAGCACCUUUGGCAGUGAUUACAGCCUUCAGUCUUCUUGUGUAUGAUGCAACAAGCUUGGCACACCUGGAUAUGGGGAGUUUUUCCCCAUUCUUCCCUGCACAUCCUCUCAAGCUCAGUGAGGUUGGAUGGGCAGCGUCGGUGCACAGCUACUUUCAGGUCUUUCCAAAGAUGUUCAAUCGGGUUCAAGUCUGGGCUCUGGCUGGGCCACUCAAGGACAUUCAGAGACUUGUCCUGAAGCCACUCCUUUGUCUUCUUGGCCGUGUGCUUAGGGUCAUUGUCAUGCUGGAAGAUGAAGUGUUGCCCCAGUCGAAGGUCUGGAGCACUCUGGAGCAGGUUUUCAUCAAGGAUUUCGAUGUACUUAGCUGCAUUAAUUUUUCCCUCGAUCCUGACAAGUCUCCCAGUUCCUGCCGCUGAAAAACAUCCCCACACCAUGAUGCUGCCACCACCAUGCUUCACUGUAGGGAUGGUAUUGGCGAGGUGGUGAGCGGUGCCUGGUUUCCUCCAGAUAUGACGCUUGGCAUUCAGGCCAAAGAGUUCGAUCUUCGUUUCAUUAGACCAGAGAAUUUUGUUUCUUCUGGUCUGUGAGUCCUUCAGGUGCCUUCUAGCAAAGUCCAAGCGGGCUGUCAUGUGCUUUUUACUGAGGAGUGGCUUCUGUCUGGCCACUCUACCAUAAAUGCCUGACUGGGGGAGUACUGCAGAGUUGGUGGUCCUUCUGUAGGGUUCUCCCAUCUCCUCAGAGGAAUGCUGGAGCUCUGUCAGAGUGACUAUCGGGUUCUUGGUCACCUCCCUGACCAAGGCCCUUCUCCACCGCUUGCUCAUUUUGGCUGGGUGGCCAGCUCUAGGAAGAGUCCUGGUGGUUCCAAACAUCUUCCAUUUCUUAAUGAUGGAGACCACUGUGCUUUUUGGGAUCUUCAAUGCAGCAGAUAUUUUUCUGAAACCUUCCCCAGAUCUGUGCGUCGAUACAACCCUGUUUCGGAGGUCUACAGACAAUUGUUUCGACUUCAUGGCUUGGUUUGUGCUCUGACGUGCUCUGUCAGCUGUGGGAUCUUAUAUAGACAGGUGUGGCUUUCCAAAUCAUGUCCAAUCAGCUGAAUUUGCCACAGGUGGACUGGAGGAACAUUUCAGGGCUGAUCAGUGGAAACAGGAUGCACCUGAGCUCAAUUUUGAGUUUUAUAGCAAAGGGUGUGAAUACUUAUGUAUAUGCAACAUUUUAGUGUCUUAUUUUUAAUAAAUUUGCAAAAUGUUCUAAAAAGAGUUUUUUGCUCUGUCUUCAUGGGGUAUUUUGUGUAGAAUUUUUUGGGGAAAAAGGGAAUUUAAUCCAUUUUGGAAUAAGGCUGUGACAUAACGAAAGGUGGAAAAAGUGAAGUGGUAUGAAUACUUUCCGGAUGCACUGUAUAUCCCACCAGAUACAACUCUGGUGCAUGUUAAAUGAUCAGUAUUCACAUCUGUGUGCUCUCUCUUUCGUCCAAGCCAGAAUUAUUUUGGAAAUAAUCAAUAAUGGGUGGCUAGCUUUUUUAUGGCUCAAUUGAUCUUGAUACUCUACGAUCUGAAAUAAUUUUGGCUUGGUAGCUGACUGGUGAUCAAAGGGUGUGAUUUGAUCUAAUUGGGGGUUUCUCCUGUUGUAAUGUAAGUAGCAGCAUCUACUGCUACCAUUUUGUGCUUGUCAAUUGUUCAUAUCCGUUUCAUCCUCUGAUUCAUCUGUGUUUACAAGAGGAGUCUGAGUCAUCUCAAACUGCAUCAGUUCACUGAAGUCUUUAGACCCACACAAUUUUAUCCUGAAUUCAGCUGGCUUGUCACUGGACCAAAUCUCUUUUAGUCAUAGCAAAUUGAAGGCCAUUCAAAUCCAGUUCCAGGUGAAUUAUUUUAUUAUUUUAAAGUCUGUUGAUUUCUCCUGUCCAUGAAGAUUCUCAUUCACCCAGGUCAUGGUUUUCUUGAAGACUCCAAAAUCAGGCAACUGGACUGUGUAGAGUUGAUUUCUCCUGAAUAACCCAAACUGUGCAGUUUGACUCACAUUCAGAAAUCCUCCAAUUUAAAGAUAACUGCUUGCGUUCUCUCUAGAUUUACUACCACAACACUUGAACUGGGAACAGUUCACCUAAAUUAUGAGCCCCCAGAAUCUGUACUCACGCAAAAAUGAACCUUUUAACUGGAUUUACCUGUGUGAACAGGUGGACAAUGUUCUACAUUGAAAUCAUUUUGACUGCUUUGAAUCCUUUCUACUGCUCCAGUAGAAUUAUUAAUUUAUCUAUUUUUACUGAGUUUGACUCGUUAGUGGGAAAAUGUUGAGAUAGCAGGCCUAAAUUUGGGUCAUGGGUUCAUUAUUUGACAGUGUACUGUCCAUCCACCUGUCCCACAUAGAGAUGAAAUCCAGUUAGUCCUCAACUGUUUGUCUCACUCACCAACUAGAAGAGUGAGUCUCAGAUCUGAUUUCUUUGGUGCUAUGAGGAAGUUUGAACAACUGGCUUGACCACGAUAAAAGGAGAUGCAUCAUAAAAUAAUUUUGCAUAUUUUAGAUGUUAAUUCAGGCCAGAUCAUAAUUGUAGUCAGUCACAGCUGCAGUGAAGCAGAUUUGUGCUGUUUAAACAGAGCUACUCAUCAGACCCAACAUAGGGCUGCUCAAUUUUUGCCAAAAGUAAAAUCCAGAUUUUUUUCUUUGAAAACUCAAUUUUUGAUUUUUUUUAUUCAGUGACAACUUCACUAAACAUCACUCUAAUAAGUUUUUCUAUUAUCUCUCAAAAUGAAAACUACUGAAAACGAUAGUAGUGCAUAUGCCAAGUCAGUAAGUGGCGCUGUAAUGCUGCCGAGGAAAUGCACAAAAGACAGAAGAAGAGUACAGUGCAUUUGCACAAAGGUUGUUCUGGCUGGACGCGUGCAGGCGCCAUAAAAGUCGUUUACCGAUUUAUGCCGUCCCGUACCGGUUUUCAGAAAGUUCUGUUUACAGUCACCCAAAACGCUGUUUCCCUGUGGAUGAAACACCGAUACAACAAAAAACUUUUGCCUUUACUCCUGAAUUUGUUUCCAUGUGGACGCAUUGAUACCACCUUCACCACCACUUUGCAGUGUGGAGUGGUUGGCUCAUCCGAAACUGCGAAGCCAUACUGAAUCCACAUGACUGAAGGGGGGGCCCUAUGGUGGCCUGGAGGCGUGAGACUUGACAGAGAGGAAAAUCUAUUUGACGAUUUUUUUAACAUCCUCAUUAUCAAAUAAUCCAAUUACGAUUGGAAAACGAUUAAUUGUUCAGCCCUAACUCAACACUAAAUUUAAGAUAUUUCUCCAACUGAUCAUUAACCCUUCCGGGACCUUUAGAUUUUCCUCCCUCUAAAGUCCCUCGUGGCUGUUAAAAGCCACUUUUUCUGUCGGCUGUAAAAUCAUAUUGGAUUAAUAUUUUUUUCAGAUUUUUUUUCACAAAUUUCUUAUUUUACUUCUGCCCUGUUCGAAACUAGCAAAUGUUUCAUUGAAAACAAUUUUUUUUAACCCUUUAAGUGCCAAUUUAAGACAAAAAGUCACAAAUUUAGCAAAAAUUGAAGGAAAAUGACCCAUUUUUUUAAUAAAACAUGAUCAGAAACUGGUAAUCUCUUGCAGGGUAUUAAAGUCUUGAAUAUGUCAGAGAUUAGUAAUAUAAUUUACUUAUAUGCAUUUUCAGUUUUUCUGUAGCAUCAGAUUUAAUGAAAACUGCCUUUGGCGCCUCCCAGUGGCCAAAACCAUUAUUUCUGCUGUAAAAUCAUAUUGGAUUAAUAUUUUUUUCUGAUUUUUUUUUAUACAUUUCUUAUUUUACUUCUGCCCUGUUCAAAACUAGCAAAUGUUUCAUUGAAAAUAAAAAUUUUAACCCUUUAAGAGCCAAUUUAAGACAUAAAGUCACUUAAAAAGCAAAAAAAUGGAAGGAAAAAGAAGGAAAAUGACCCAUUUUUUAAAUAAAACAUGAUAAAAAACUGGUAAUCUCUUGCAGGGUAUUAAAGUCUUGAAUAUGUCAGAGAUUAGUAAUAUAAUUUACUUAUAUGCAUUUUCAGUUUUUCUGUAGCAUCAGAUUUAAUGAAAAACUGCCUUUGGCGCCUCCGAGUGGCCAAAGCUACUUUGUCUGCUGUAAAAUCAUAUUGGAUUAAUAUUUUUUUCAGAUUUUUUUUCAUACAUUUCUUAUUUUAAUUCUGCCCUGUUCAAAACUAUCAAAUGUUUCAUUAAAAAUAAAAAUUUUAACCCUUUAACGGCCAAUUUAAGACAUAAAGUCUCUUAUGAAGCAAAAAAAUGGAAGGAAAAUGGAAGGAAAAUGACCUCUUUGCUUCAUAAGAGACUUUAUGUCUUAAAUUGGCCCUUAAAGGGUUAAAAUUUUUAUUUUCAAAGAAACAUUUGCUAGUUUUGAACAGGGUAGAAGUAAAAUAAGAGCUGUAUGAAAAAAAAUCUGAAAAAAAUAUUAAUCCAAUAUGAUUUUACAGCAGAAAUAGUGGUUUUGGCCACUGGGAGGCGCCAAACGCAGUUUUUCAUUAAAUCUGAUGCUACAGAAAAACUGAAAAUGCAUAUAAGUAAAUUAUAUUACUAAUCUCUGACAUAUUCAAGACUUUAAUACCCUGCAAGAGAUUACCAGUUUCUGAUCAUGUUUUAUUAAAAAAAUGGGUCAGUUUCCUUCAUUUUCCUUCCAUUUUAUUUGCUUUUUAAGUGACUUUAUGUCUUAAAUUGGUCCUUAAAGGGUUAAAAUUUUUAUUUUCAAUGAACUAUUUGCUAGUUUUGAACAGGGCAGAAUUAAAAUAAGAAAUGUAUGAAAAAAAAUCUGAAAAAAAUAUUAAUCCAAUAUGAUUUUACAGCAGAAAAGGCAGUUUUGGCCACUGGGAGGCGCCAAAGGCAGUCUUUCAUCAAAUCUGAUGCUACAGAAAAACUUAAAAUGCAUUGAAUUCAAUUAUAUCACUAAUCGCUGACAUAUUCAAGACUUUAAUACCCUGCAAGAGAUUACCAGUUUCUGAUCAUGUUUUAUUUAAAAAAUGGGUCAUUUUCCUUAAAUUUUUCCUUCCAUUUUUUUUUGCUUUUUAAGUGACUUUAUGUCUUAAAUUGGCCCUUAAAGGGUUAAAAUUUUUAUUUUCAAUGAAACAUUUGCUAGUUUUGAACAGGGCAGAAGUAAAAUAAGAAAUGUAUGAAAAAAAAUCAGAAAAAAAUAUCAAUCCAAUAUGAUUUUACAGCAGACAAAGUAGUUUUGGCCACUGGGAGGCGCCAAACGCAGUUUUUCAUUAAAUCUGAUGCUACAGAAAAACUGAAAAUGCAUAUAAGUAAAUUAUAUUACUAAUCUCUGACAUAUUCAAGACUUUAAUACCCUGCAAGAGAUUACCAGUUUCUGAUCAUGUUUUAUUAAAAAAAUGGGUCAUUUUCCCUCAAUUUUUGCUAAAUUUGUGACUUUUUGUCUUAAAUUGGCACUUAAAGGGUUAAAAAAACUGUUUUUAAUGAAACAUUUGCUAGUUUCGAACAGGGCAGAAGUAAAAUAAGAGAUUUGUGAAAAAAAAUCAGAAAAAAAUAUUAAUCCAAUAUGAUUUUACAGCCGACAAAACAAGUGGCUUUCAACAGCCACGAGGGACUUUAGAGGACGUUUUUCUGUCCUGGCUUUAUUAUUGACUUGGUGAAAAUUUUGAAUUCAUGUUUUCAAAUAAAAUUUCAAAUUAAGCUUAGAAAAAAAAAUUCAUCACAUUUGCUGCAGUAAAAAAAAAGUUAUAUCCAAAUUAGUCUCUAGCUCUAUCAUAAAUUGGCUGUUAAAAGCCCGAAGGUUCCGGAAGGGCUCUGGAAACCUGCAAAGAGGUGAAGUGAAGGGGCACAAAAACAUUAGGCAGUCAAAUUGGUUGCGACUGUGUUGUGCCUUACUUUUCCAUCACCGCUCUUUAUUAGGCUGUAGACUUGUUUUAUCGAGGGCUGUAAAAUGGGCAAAUGUAACAUGAUGUGGUCUCUAAUGAGGUUUUCUUGGCUCUUGAAGCCUGCCUCAUGUGGACACUAAAAGAACUGCAGUCUUAGAUGUUACAAACACUCAGAGUAACUACAACCCCCAAUUCCUAUAAAGUUGGUACAUCAUAUAAAACAUGAAUAUAAUGCAAUAUGAUGAUUUUCAAGUCCUUUCAAACCUAUAUCCAGUUGAACACACUACAGAGAUAAGAUAUGUUCUCACCUGCCUCUGAAGGCUUUUGUUAAUAACCCCCUCUCCUAAAACUUAAAAUUAGUGGUUGGUAGUCGUAAAGUUUUGCAGGAUUGUGAAGUCAAACCUUUUUCAAGGCCAAGAGGUGUUCAAACACAUUCCUUCAGCGCUGUGGGCUUUGGUUAAAGAUAACUUCUGAAAAUCAGAUUUUGCUUAAUUGAAUCAGUCAUUCUUAUAUGACCUAAAUCAGUCUGAAUGAAACUCUUACACCACUUAGAUCCUCUUCUUCUUCCUGCCCAACCCACUCUUUCUCUUUCUUUUUAUGUCACCUUUCUUUAUUCAACCGCCUACAUACCUACUUUCUCCUCCAUCCUACCUCCUCACCUUCUUCUGCAUUGUUCUUCUAUGUUUCCUCUCUUUGUCCAUCCAACUUUUCCCCAUCUCAAUGAACUUUUUGCACCUUUCUCCAUCAAACUUUUCUUUUCCUCCUAACUUUCACUCCCCACUCGUCGUAGGAUGAUGAAGACUAUCACCCGCCUCCACAAAGCCAUGAUGGUUUUGGAGUAUUUCACUAGUCACUCCUGGAUGUGGAACAAUGACAACAUGACCAUGCUGAUGGCCCAGUUGAGCCCUCAGGAUAAGAAGGUAUGGAGGACACAGACAAUGGUGAUCUUGUCACAUUUCCCUUAUAUUGUUCACUAUAUGUCCCUCCGCCCCCCCAUGUUCUCUCCUCACCACACAACGCAGUCCUUUACACAGUAUGGAGACACCAUACAGAUUCACCACUCAGUGCAUGUCUGAUAGUAGCCUGGUGACAAUGGACUUAGUCAUUCAUUCACUGCUGACAUCAGUUUGUCAUGAACAGAAGCAUUGUGGGGGAUUACUGUCUGCAGAAAUCUGCUCAUAUUGGUGGACUCAGUUUUUUUUUUCUCUGUAUAGAAGCAUAUCUGAAAGCCAACUAACCUCAUAAUUUACAUUAUACUUGUGAGUCAGGAGCAGCAAUUGAUGUUUUUCUUUGGAGAACAUUUGUAAAAUCCCCUGAGUAAAAAGGUGAUCAUGUAAAUAAACCAUAUAUACUUCAUUUUCAAACACUGAUAAAUGAUUUGUGGACACCAGAAAGAGGAGCUGCAGUCUUACACGCUUGUCUGCACCUCCUAUAAAGCAGUUGUCCAGCCACAACAAUAUAGAGACUGUCUGAACCAGGCCCUUUCUUAUUUACACUGCAAAGAGAAUGACAGUCUCAGUGAUUAUAGGAAAGCUCUACAGGGUACUACUCCUUAAUAGAGGAAAAUAAAAGCAAUCCCAGGAACAUUUUCAGUACUGUAGCAAAUCUUACAGAGAGAGCUCUAGAUAUAACUGCAGUAGAUGGCACCAGUUUAGCAUCCAGAAUCACUCUUUGACCAGGAUUUAUCCUUUAACUCCCACAUCCAACAAAUCUCCAGAACUGCAUUUUUCACCUGUGUAACCAAAAAUCUGAAACAUCCUGUCCCGUAACAACUCAGAAAAACUAGUCCAUGCAUUUAUCAGCUCUAGCUUGGAUUACUAUGAUUUAUUACGCUGCCUUAACAAGUCUUUAAAGACUCUUCAGCUGGUCCAAAAUUCUGCAGCACAAGUACUGACUAGAACCAGGAGAAGAAAGCACAUCUCCUCUGUAUUAGCUUCUCCACACUGGCUUUAUUAAAGUUAGGGUAGAAUUUAAAAUUCUUCUUCUCACCUACAAAACUCGUCAUGGUCAGGCACCAUCAUAUCUUGAUGAGUUUGUAGUUCUCUAUUACCUUUCCAGAAGAUUGUGGUUCUAAUAUGCAGGCAAGUCUCUAAAAGUGGUCUAAGUGUUCCGACCCCUCUUUUAUGGAAUCACCUACCAGUUGAGGUGUGUGGGCAGACACUCCCUCUAACUUAAGAGAAGCCUUAAAACUUCCUUUUUGAUAAAGCUCAUAGUGAGGGGUGGUUCAGGCCUGGGUCAGCUCUUAGCUAAGCUGCUAUAGGUUUAGACUGCAGGGGUUUCUGGCACAUUAAGCCCCUUUCCUUCCUCCAUCCUCUUUCUGUCUGUAUCAUUAACUUUGAAUCAUCAUGUCCCAUUAGAGGCACUAAUACACAGUCUUUACUGGGAGUCCCUCUGUCCUUCUUUCUCUUUCUGCAUCUCCCUCUAUCCCCCGUCUAAACCCAGUGCAGUAGUGGCAGAUGAAUGAUUCUUGUUCUGUUUGAGGUUAAAAGGAAGUUCUUCUUCUCCACUGUAACUCCUAGCCUUUCAUUCCUGUAAAUGAAGAUAGGAUGGGAGUGGGUCUGAUCCUACAAGAUGGGGCUCAGUCUUACUCCAUCUUUACAUUGGUUCUUUGUAAAUAGAGUCUAGUCUUUUAUGUCAAGCAUCUUGGGAUAACACUUCUUGUGAAUUUGCACUAUAUAAAUAAAGAUGUGAUCGACUGAGUGAUUGAUAAUACAACAGUAUUCAAUACAGUCUGGCUGCAGACCUCCACUGUGAGGACCCACUCCACUGAGAGGACCUGAGGUGACCUUUUUUCUCGCACACUCCAGUUUGCUUUUGCCGUGAAGAUAGUCAAGAGAUAUGUAAAUGAGUCCAAAAGUGCAGGAGGCGACAUUUUCAAUGAUUAAUGAUGUAAAAGCAGAGAACAGUCAACAGAUGGAGUGCAGAUACAUUAUGCCAUCACAUAUAUUAAGGUGUUUUGACAGAGAUUAAUUGUUUUAAACAAAUUUGUAGUAUAAACUAAAGUUACAGCUGACCGUUUUGCUGAGUAAAUUAAAAUACGAGUACCUAAUAAAAUAAAAAAAACAUACCCUCGGUAUAUUUCCUGUCAUGUCAAAGGCUUCAAAUUAACUUAAAAAAAAUUUAACCUUGGUAUAUUUGCUUUUAUUUUGGAAGGCUUUGAAUCAACUUCCAACCUUAAAAAAUAAAAAAGGUACUCUUGUGAUAUUUGCUUUUAUUUUGAAAGGCUUCGGAAUCACCUUCUGUUCUGUUCAGUGGGACGAGUCCUGAUGGUGAAGAUCUGCAGCCAGACGCCUCUCACAGUAUUAGCCCAGGACAGAGCUGUGCCUGAAUGUAGCCUCACAGAGUCACAGUACUAUCUAUGGGAUUUUCUUGACAAGUAUUUAUAAAUGAAGGUUUUUGUUGUUGUCUUUGUCACAGCUUACAAGCUUAAUAACUGCUUGACAAAUUUCAUAUUUUGGCUGCUGUUUAUUUCAACAUAGUAUGCUGAUAAGACAUUUGUGGCCAGAGUGAAAAGACACACAUUUCAGUCAUCUCUUAAUCUUGAAAGAUUCAUUUGUAAUGACCCACAUCCUAGUAAGUGUCAUUGUUGAGGACAGUGUUUGUCAGACAUUUGAACCUACUUUAAUAUUUACUGCCUCUCUGACUUUUUCUUCAUCCUUGUAGGUUUUCAAUUUUGAUGUUCGGCAGCUGCACUGGGCAGAGUACAUGGAGAAUUACUGUAUGGGCACGAAAAAAUAUGUCCUGAAUGAAGAGCUGUCGGGCCUGCCUGCUGCACGCAAACAUCUCAACAAGUAAGAGGUCUUUUAAUGAAAGAGCAACUCUUAAAUGUGUAUAAGACUGAGUAACAGAUCCAAGAGGAUCCUCUAGAGACCAAACUUAUUUUCAGGAGUUUUUUCAGCCACAUGGUGAUUUGGAUUAUCAUCUUACUGGAUCGUACACUUGUGUGGGAACAAUCCUGAGUUUUGACGACACCUGUGGAAAUGCAGAAAACUGAGAGGGAUUAAAAUUUGUGAUCAUGAACCUAAAAUGCUUUACUAACACGUCUGUAAAGCAGCUGUUAUAAUUUUAAACUUACUAGUUACAAUAUUUACUAGUUACUAGUUAAUGAAAAUUGUUAUAUCCUUUUACUAAAUGAGUGUAGGAAACAAAAAAACCCUCAGCCUUUUUUAUUUAGACUUUCCUGAAUAUAAGUCUGUAGACUCAAAUCUAGAUCUUCUCUCUUGAUCAGCACGUUUUAUUUUUGUAGAGGCCUUUUUUUUCAUAUUGUGAUGUGUUUUGUCAUCUCUCGGCAUCUAGAGCUCUUUUACUGUGAAGGACUUAAAGGGAUAUUCCGGCAUAAAAUUAGGUUAGGGUCAAACACACCGUAACACGAGUUAGACACCCCCUCCAGAGAUGAACGUUGCCGACCGCUUGCUUCUCUAGUUAUACCAACUUCAGCAAUGACCGCACGAUAGCAAUUCACAGCGAUCUAAGUCUCCAUGUGCAAACCUCAACCAAAAAGCCACUCGUAGCCUUUAAAGGUCGAUUACCUAGUACAGCAGAGUUUCACAGCUCAAGAAAGAAUAUUUAUGAUCAUUACUUCAUGGAAAUACAAUCAGACCGAGACACUAAGGCAGAAGAACUACCGCAUCUGCAGUGCAAAAUUAUUAUUAUGAUGAUGUUUAUUACUUCAAGGAAAUGAUCCGCUGUACUCGGUGAUCGACUCGUCAGGGCUCCCAAUUAUUUGUGGCUAUAGAGAAGCUUUUCGGUUGAGAUUUGUGCGUGGAGACAUAGACCGCUGUGUAUUGCUAUUGUGCAGUUGUUGCUAAAGUUGGUAGAACUAGAGAAGGAAGCAGUCAGCAACAUUCAUCUCGGGGGGAGUUUAACUUGGUGUUAGGGUGUGUUGGACCAUAACUUAAUUUUACACCGGAAUAUUUUUAAGGAAAGGCAGAGGCCUUCGCUGUCUCUCUCCUCUGCUCUCUUUCUGAAACAGACUUGAAAAGGUCUCAUGUAUAUGUGUAUGGGAACAGUCUGUGUUGUAGCUUCAAAGACGUUGGGUGUAUGCAAGUGCUGCGGGUGAGAUGGAGACAGAGCAGGGAGGACUUGCAUGACUGGCAGGAUGAAGCUCAGCUUCAUGAGUGUACAAACAAAACCCUAAACUUUCCUGUAGGGUCAUUUGGAGGUCUGGGCAUGUUACAGCUAUCUCUUUUCAUGGCCCUGUUUUAGUAACAGUGCUGAAGGUGGUUUAGAUAUGCAUUCUGAUGAAACUGUCAUUUUCCUCCUGCCUUUGAUGUUUUCAAAUGGACUAAAUCUUAUACUGAAGUCUUCAUUGUGUCUGUCUCCCAGGCUGAGGAAUAUCCGCUACACCUUCAACACCAUCCUUGUGGUGUUCAUCUGGCGCAUCUUUAUUGCACGUUCACAGAUGGCCAGAAACAUCUGGUACUUUGUGGUGAGCCUCUGCUUCAAAUUCCUCUCCUACUUCAGAGCUUCCUCCACCAUGAGAUAAUGAGCCAGGGACCUGGAUUGUGUGGGGCGUGGCAGACGGGCAAAGAAGUGAAGAAACACAGACACAGAGAGGGUUACUGGAUGAGCCAGGGGUUCACAGCAGUGUAAAUGUCGAAUACAAUCAAUCUAUGUAACCUGAUUAGAACACGCAGAAGACAGAGGUUAGUCUCAAGUGUGUAAAGCUUAUACCAGCCACAGUUGGAUGGUGUGAAGAUUCUGGGCCUCAUUGUGCCCCCAUUCUGUUUAUUUUCAGUCAAACCAGUGCACCUCUGGAACCAGCUUUAACUCUUGCAGUCUGUAAACUCAUUGGCACCCAAACCUGCUCCAUUUGAACAGUCUGCUUGUCUGGCUGCCUCUGUUACAAAACUAUGCAUUGGGGGAAAAAAGGAACAAAAAAAAAAAAGGUUUAGAGUCAGUCCAUACAUGCCCUUCUGUAAAUGCAAUCUUUGAGCAAUAACUACUCCAACCGCUAUGUCAGCACUCACCCAAAAAAUAUUAGGCUCUUUAUAACCCUAGGAAGUUUGUUCAUGUGCUUGUUAUGACAAAGAUGUACAGGGAUCUCCUGGGUUUUCAUCUAAGUGCAGAAUCUCAGCUCCACUCAGCUCCUGGGCAUUAAAGUUGGUUUGCACGUUUGGUCAGUGGCAGUGGCAGUGGAAGGAUGAGUCAUGACUGGAUCAGUAGAGACACGUUCAGGGACAGACUGGCCUUGGAGUCAUUUUCAAACUCGUUCUUGUUUAAUGUUGUUUAAACUCGUUUAAUGAUUUGUGUCCCAAAACCAAAGCCAGUACAGCUAAUGUCUCUAAUAUUUGCUUUGAAUGUGAAGGAAGGAAAUUACUAUAGCAGGGUUUUGUGGAUCGGGCUCAUGCGGUUGUCAUCCACUUUACCUGCGAGGUAUAGACACUAACCCCUAAUGUGCUCCAGUAUGUCCUCAGUGAGCUGCGCUGACUCGUUCAUCUCUUGACCAAACACAGAUCAGAUUGUGACAGGAAAUCUUUAUCCAGUGCCUACAAGGCGACAAUUUUUACAUCAGCAGAUCCUGCUAAUCUAACUGCUCCUCCACUAGGUCCCUGUUGUCUUGUGUGACAGUCGAUUAUAACCAUCUUUCAGUUGUUGUUUUUCUAUUUUUUUUUUUUUUUUUGCCAAAAUACCUCCUAGCUUACAGACUUGUAGCUCAGAAGAGGAUGAGACAAGUAGAGUUGAGAGGUCAGAUCUUUCACUUGGGACCUUUUUCUCUGUUCUCCUCAAGACUUAAGCACUGGAUGAUGUAUUGAGUCAUACACACACAUUGUAGGUGAAGACUCUAACUGAUGUUUGUGCACCACAUCUAAGGUAGCUCUCACUGUAGCUCACCUUCUUUGUGAAAAGUUUGGUUGCAUGUAUUGAAUCAUAUUCCUGUCUAAGUGUAAACAAGUGUCACAUAGUUUAAGUUCUUUUUAUUUACACAUGUAUUUUAUAUUCUGUGAUUGUGACACAGUCUGCAGAUUAUGUCUUGUACUAAUAGUUAAAACUCUUGGAUUAGAGUGUUGUCAUCUUCAUUGAUUUAACACACAUGGUUGUUCUCUUUUGAUGACCUGCUUUGGUUUUGGGAAGGCUCAUUACUGGCAUAAGGUUGUACUACUGCACUCCAUCAUUGCAUAUUGUAUAAAUGUGCAGAGUCAGACAACUUGGCCUUAUUUCAUCAUUUCCAGAUUGAAAAGACAGCAUAGUUAAAUUUCAUUCACAUGAUUCAAACAGCUAACAUUAUCACAAAAAAAAAACAUCCAAGUUCACAAGUUUAACUUUUGCUUACUGGCUAGUUAAUGGCUCUAAUUUGACACCUGUAAGUUUGUGUAUUGGCUUAACUGUCACUCCCCAAUGGGUUAUUAAUAAACCAUAUACCAUUAGCCCCCUCUAAAUUAUAAGCAUGGCAUUUACAGGAGCUGGACAAAGAGGAAACAGAUCAACAAGUUUCCUGAUCUCGUACAUUUAUAUGAUCAACAUACACAAAACCUUGCUAUAUUUUAUUGUAAGCUGUGUUUUUUUUUUUUUGUUUUGUUUUGUUUUUUUUGUUUUUUACAGAAAAUAAUCAUCUUUGCCGUAGUAAGUCUCUUAGGGUUAACACACCUGAGGUUUGUCUGUGCACUUGGUCGUCAUAGUCGUCUGUUUCCUGUUUCUUGAGCACAGUACAAUAUUUGAAUAAAGCAGGGUAUGACUUUAUGCUGAUAUUUAAUUGUGCUUGCAUGUGCCCUUUUGGAGUGUCAUAUAAACGUGAACACACAACAUGCAUAUAUAGUAUAUAUAAACGUCCAGUGAACAUCCUGGAUUCAUUAAGGAAUGUGAUUAGUUGCUGUUUUUACCCAGACAGCAUGAGCCAUUUUUCAGAGAACCACGUGACUCAGUGAAAACACACAAGGUUUUUGAAAGAUGUGGGCUAAUGUGAAUUGUGCCUGAACUUUUUUUCAAUAUUCAACAAUGUGAAAAAAGAACAAUCAGAUCUAUGUUUUCUAAUUAUUUUGUGUACAGCUCUAUUUAGGUAAACUUCACAAUAUAAAGAGACAGAUGUAUUUUUAUGCUAACGACAUUGUGUGGCUCUUUUAAUGAUAAGCUUACUCAACCAGCUUUUGCCGCUGUAAAUAAUGCUCAGAGAAAAAAACGUGCAGCAUCCUGAGAGCUGAAUAUAACUACAAGUUUCUUGGUCGUACCCUUUACAGUGCAUGUACAUGUACCUGUUCUCCCUGAAUGUAAUAGAAUAACAGCAUCUGACUUGUUUGCACUGUAAGUAUCUUCCCCAGCCUCCUAAAACAAGAAUUGACAAAACUAUGAUUGCCUGUACUUUUUAUAUGAAGCAAGUGUUUAUAUGUCAGUCUUUCUGUGCAGUUUGAACUCUGUUUUGUUGUUACUGUGUGUGUGUGUGUGCGUGCGUGCGUGCGUGUGUGUGUGUGUGUGUGAGAGAGAGAGAAAGAGAGAUAGUCAGUCUUGUUCUAGACGGCUGUUUGGUUUGUUGGGUGUUGUUGAUGGGAAUGUCUCAUAAAUGUUUUGUUGACCGACAGGGCAUGGUACACACAGCUAACAUAAGCAUUAACUCUACUCUGAAAUAGUCCUGAAUACUGUUGAAUAGAUUCCUGAUUAAACCAGAAAGCAAGCUUCACAAAGGAAAAGUAACAUAAAAAACAAGUGUGGUUAAGUAUGCUAUUAUCACUCUUAAAGGAAUAGUUUGUGCACUCCAGCCCAGAAUUUGUUUUAUCAUAAGCUUUCCAUCAAACCUUUUGCAAAAACACAAAAUUUUCAGAAAGUUAUUUAAUCCUGAGAAUAAAAAGAUCCUUAAUGUUUCCUCACCUUAAGAGGCUCAGCUGAUCCACAUCAUGGAGACUGAGAGGAGAUAGACCCAGUUGGAUUUAUACUUCUGACUAGUCUGACCAGUGAUCAGGUCUUGAUUGCAAAAUCCAGGGUAUUGAGAACAAAACAAAACAAAACACCAACAAACAAAAGCACAUGAAUCCCAAUAAAUGCAGGUUGUUCUUAUGUAGUAACAAAGCGUUGGUUCAAUCAUGUUUUCAAGACAUUUUCAGUGUUUGAUCACAGACAUUAGGACACAGAGCUUAUUAAUGUAAAUAAUACUUUUGUGUUUUCUCUUGUUUAAAAAAAAAAAAAAAAAAACUUUCUGUCUUUGCACAUUAUUUUUCCAUGUAGAAAUGAAACUGGUCUUUUUAUUUCUCCUUGCAUGUGUCAGAUUCGAUGGCCCAUGUGUUAAUGAGUUGCAUCAAAGUGGAUGUGGUAGUUUAUUAUUUUGUUUUUUAUUUUAUUACCUUUUUUUUGGUUCUCAUUUCUCAACAGCUACAUUUGCUAACUUUCAUGUUGCCAACUUGGGUUGAUAUGCUUACGGCACACUUAUUCUGUGUUUGUAUUUAGGCUGGUUACAAUGUCAAUGUGUUUUCUUAAAUGGAUCUUGAGCUGCCUUUUUUAUUAAACAUCACUUCUACUUUCAGCAGAGCAAUCUGCGCGGGUUAUUGUGUUUGAAAAGAAGAAAAACAGUUGUUGUCAUGGUCAGUCAACACCAAACUCCAAAAACAAUGAUUCAAAGGGUGCCUUUAGUUUGUAAACCAAAAAAGAAAUAAACUGUUUAAUCCUC